Strongylus vulgaris is the source of this 285-nucleotide messenger RNA. NCBI's taxonomy places the organism in Eukaryota, Metazoa, Nematoda, Chromadorea, Rhabditida, Strongylidae. The record is from the annotation of a GenBank genome assembly.
AUGCUGGCCGUGACAGCUGCUUUACAACCUCUUCACAAAGAUUUUGCCCAGCUGGAUUUUGCAAGAGAUUCAGCUGCGUGGUUCACAAUCAGACGGCUUCAAGGACUAUCGAAGAUUGCUUACAAUACCGCCGACUCUUGUCCUGACUUUGUCAACUAUGAAAAAGCGUUUGACAGCAUCGAGACUAAUGCCAUAGUGUCAGCGCUCGUCGGCCAUUGGGUGGACCUAUCUUACGUAAGGACAGCCGACUGCUACAAAAGCUGCUUUAUGACGUACAGUAUUUGA